Messenger RNA from Sardina pilchardus (European sardine), 2273 nucleotides. Its product is annotated as protein NLRC3-like. The record is from RefSeq and is a predicted model, not a curated record. The transcript has 4 exons. NCBI's taxonomy places the organism in Eukaryota, Metazoa, Chordata, Actinopteri, Clupeiformes, Clupeidae. Gene Ontology annotation, biological process: intracellular signal transduction. The coding region runs from base 216 to 2192 and encodes 658 amino acids.
UUCAGCGGCAGUGAAAUUCAUAGUUUGAAAUAUGUCACACUUCUCACCUCCAGAAUCCAAAAAAAGAUUAGACGUGUCAUGAGUCUGGUAAAAUAAUCAUUGCUGUUAUUUGAACAGCAGGAGGCGAACUAUUGUAGCCAGAGUUGAUUGUAGUCUACAUAGCCUACUCAUCGGGAUUCAGGAAACGACACGGACACGGUCGCCGUACAGACGUGAUGGACUCUGAUCCAGGUGGCAAGAAGAAGAGGAGGAUAGACUCCAAAGAGGGCGUGUCUUCAUCGGACACUGACAGUGUCCAGCAGGGGGCGUCAGGCACAGAGUCCAAGAGGCCAGAUGGGACCCGGGUCAGAGGACAGAGGGACUCUACUGCAGGACACAGAUGGACACCAGAGGAGGCAGAGGUCCAUGAGAAACAUCGAUCAACACUGAAGAGCAAGUUUCAGCAUCUGAAUGAGGGAGUACCUAAUCAGGGAGAAACCAGACUCCUCCAUGAGAUCUACACAGACCUCUACAUCAUAGAGGGGGAAAGAGGAGGGGUCAAUGAUGAACAUGAGGUCAGACAGAUAGAGAGAGCAUCCUGGAGAGAAGCAGCACAAAGCAGGCCAAUCAAAUGCAGUGACCUCUUUAAACCCUUCUCUGGACAUCACAAACCCAUCAGAACAGUGCUGACAAAAGGAGUGGCUGGCAUUGGGAAAACAGUCUCUGUGCAGAAGUUCAUCCUGGACUGGACUGAAGGAGAAACCAAUCAGGAUGUCCACUUCAUAUUUCCUCUUCCUUUCCGAGAGUUGAACCUGAUGAUGGACAAGCAGCUUAGUCUGGUGGAGCUUCUUCAACACUUUUUCCCAGAAAUAAAAGAUUUGAAAAUCCUCACCAACUCAAAGCACAAAGUCAUGUUCAUCUUUGAUGGUCUUGAUGAGUGUCGACUUCCUCUAGAUUUCCGUUCCAACCUGAGUUGUUGUGAUGUGACAGAGCCAGUUUCAGUGAAUGUACUGCUGACAAACCUUAUCAAGAGAAAUCUGCUUCCCUCUGCUCUUCUCUGGAUUACCACCCGACCAGCAGCAGCCAGUCAGAUCCCUCCUGAAUAUGUGGAUCAGGUGACCGAAAUAAGGGGAUUCAAUGGCCCACGGAAAGAGUACUUCAAGAAGUACUUUAAAACAAGAACCAGUGAUGAGAACCUGGCCAGCAGAACCAUCACACACCUGAAGUCAUCCAGGAGCCUCUACAUCAUGUGCCACAUUCCAGUCUUCUGCUGGAUUUCAGCCACUGUGGUAGAGAGAGCAUCAUUUGAAUCAGAAAAAGUAGGAAUGCCAAGAACUCUCACUCAAAUGUACACUCACUUCCUGAUCAUUCAGACAAGCAUAACAAAUGUCAAGUACACAGAGAGAAAAGAGACAGAUGAAGAGAUAGUUUUCAAACUGGCGAAGAUGGCUUUCCAGCAGCUGGAGAAGGGUAAUCUGAUCUUCUAUGAGGAAGACCUGAGAGAAUGUGGCAUUAAUGUUGCAGAAGCAUCAGUGUACUCAGGAGUGUGUACUCAGAUCUUCAGAGAGGAGUAUGGGCUGUACCAGGGGAAGGUGUUCAGCUUUGUGCAUCUAAGCAUUCAAGAGUUUCUUGCAGCUGUUUAUGUGUUCCUCUGCUUCAGACACACAGAGAGAAGCAUGUCUGACCAACAGCAAACCUCUCAGCUCUCUGCUCUGUUCAGAGCUGCAACACUGCAUGAUCUACACAAGACUGCAGUGAACCUGGCCUUACAGAGUGAGAACGGACAUCUGGACCUUUUCCUCCGCUUCCUUUUGGGCCUCUCACUGGAGUCCAAUCAGGAACUCUUAAUGCACCUACUGACACAGACAAGAAGUCAACCACAGAGCUAUGAACAAACAGUCCAGUAUAUCAAACAGAAGAUCAGAGAUGAAGAUGAUUCAGACAGAAAGAUCAAUCUGUUCUACUGUCUGAAUGAGCUGAACCACCAUGCUGUAGUGGAGGUGAUUGACAAGAGCUCUGGAACUCUGUCUGUAGACACACUCCUACCAGGAAAGUGGGAGACUAGCAGAUUUGAGUUUAAGAUUCCAGAGGAGCAGCUGGAUGAGUUUGACCUGCAGAAGUACAUAAAGACACCAGAGACUGAUGAGACUGAACUCCUCAGUCCAGAUGAAGUUCUUCAGAGGCUGCUUCCAGUGGUCACAUCAGCACGGUAAAUUGACCGGUAAUCUGGGACAUUGUGGUGGCCCUGAUUACAGGGUGUCCUGCACACACAGUGUCAAUAUCCUGACAUCCCA